AAACAAGUGAAAUUAAAAAAAAAAGGAACAAAAAUUGUAUGAUUAGCGCCAAACCGAAUUGAAGUUAUUGUUUUAUUAGUCCAACUUAUUGAUUAUGAUUGUCGGUGCAGUACAAGAAUUCGUCAACGAGCCUAAAUUUAGACGCAGCACAACAAUGAAGUACCUCGACAAGGUCAUCGAGAUAGCCAAAGAGGCUGCCUUCGGUCAAACACACAGGAGUGGAAGGACUCCAACCAAUUUGAAAUCGGAAAUAGUCCAUUUCAAAAAUGACGAGCCAUCGAUGUUUUUCGAAUUGAAAAAAGGUUUCUUCGUUAAUUUCUUAACAAAAGUGCUAUCAUCAAGACUUAUUGAGAAUUAUUUCGAUGAAAUGGGUAUACCAGGAAGGUCUGAUUAUGGCGGUCAUCACAGUCUCAGGAACAAAGUGAAGAAAUAUCCAUCAUCGCAGUAUAAAUACGUUUAUCAAACGUAA
Messenger RNA from Amyelois transitella, 469 nucleotides. RefSeq lists its product as uncharacterized. NCBI's taxonomy places the organism in Eukaryota, Metazoa, Arthropoda, Insecta, Lepidoptera, Pyralidae. The transcript has 3 exons. The record is from RefSeq and is a predicted model, not a curated record. Bases 95 to 469 code for a protein of 124 amino acids.